AUGAGGAGGAUCGAUCCUCAGGAGUUUCCUAGCAAGUUUCCAGGCAACGUGGUGCUGUGGAAGCCGAGCGACGCGGCCAUGCUGGCCAGCUACGCCGUGUACCAGGUGCUCCUGGAGGCCGGGCUCCCGCCCAACGUCAUCCAGUUCGUGCCGGCCGAUGGGCCCGUCUUCGGCGACGCCGUCACCUCCUCCGAGCACCUCUGCGGCCUCAACUUCACCGGCAGGACUUUCAAGCGUCUCUGGAAGCAGGUGGCUGAAAACCUGGACCGGUACCGCAACUUCCCGCGUCUGGCCGGAGAGUGCGGCGGGAAGAACUUCCACCUGGUGCACAGCUCGGCCGACGUGGCCAGCGUGGUGAACGGGACCCUGCGCUCGGCCUUCGAGUACGGCGGCCAGAAGUGCUCCGCUUGCUCCCGCCUCUACGCCCCGGACUCGCUGUGGCCCCAGAUCAAAGAGAAGCUGCUGGAGGAGCACGGGAAGAUCAAAGUGGGAGACCCUGCCCAGGACUUUGGGACCUUCUUCUCGGCGGUGAUCGAUGACAAGGUGAGCGCCGUGUCCUGCCUCUGCUGGGGAGCAGCGCCCUCAUGGUCAAUGAUUAUGGGGCGCCGCUGCGUCCCCCUCGCUGCAGCCCUGGGUGCGCGGGGCCGCGCUCUGACUCCUCCGCAUCCUCAGGAGAUCUUUGGGCCCAUCCUCACGGUGUUCGUGUACCCCGAGAAGCGCUUCCAGGACGUGCUGGAGCUCGUCGACACCACGACGCCCUACGGCCUCACGGGGGCAGUCUUUGCUCGGGAGAAGAGCGCCAUCGAGGAAGCGCGGAGGCGCCUGCGGAACGCCGCCGGCAACUUCUACAUCAACGACAAGUCGACGGGCGCCGUCGUGGCCCAGCAGCCCUUCGGGGGCUCCCGCGUCUCAGGUGAGAGGGGAAAAACCCCACACGGGAGAGGAGAGCGGCCGCCCCGGCCUCCGCCGCGCGCUCCCGGGGGACGGCUGCACGCGGGCGGCCCGGCGCCCGCUGCGGGCGCGUUGCUCUCGUGGAAUCGAAUGCAGCCAUUAAACCAUGGGCACCAGGAGGCGCGCGGCAGCGUUGGGCGUCAGCGGCGCGAGGAGCGGGGCAGCGAACGGGCCCUUAGUUAA
Messenger RNA from Tinamus guttatus (white-throated tinamou), 1134 nucleotides. The record is from RefSeq and is a predicted model, not a curated record. Lineage: Eukaryota; Metazoa; Chordata; Aves; Tinamiformes; Tinamidae.